This is a messenger RNA of Blumeria graminis f. sp. triticale, 1881 nucleotides long. The record is from the annotation of a GenBank genome assembly. NCBI's taxonomy places the organism in Eukaryota, Fungi, Ascomycota, Leotiomycetes, Helotiales, Erysiphaceae.
AUGGUGGGAAGAAUGCUUCAGCGACCCAACCAAGAGGAGUCGGAGGUUAUUUCUGUAAGCCUCAAACCAGCCACCAAGUCAGAUGGCGUGAAAGAACACGGUAGCUCAAGGAGUGGUGAGGAGGUUACCCCAAAUUGCGUAGAUAAUAUGCAAUGUCUUCAGCAGGAGAUCGAAGACUCUCCGGACAAAGGUGACAGUCCAAACCGCCGCCGAUUCUGUGAUAUACUCAGCAGCCCAAAGUUCAAAAAUAGUCCGAGACUCUAUUGGAUUUUGCUAGCUGUCGUGUUAGUGACGAUGAUUGCCGUCGCUCUCAUCUUAGGUCUCUUCUUGGGCCUUUCGCACCAUCUAACCCGUGCACAAAUGCUCAACCUAACUGUCGACCUUGGGUACUCAAAAUAUGUGGGAGUCGAUGAAGAUGGAGGAGUCACAAAAUGGCUGGGAAUUCGGUAUGCUGCUCCACCCACAGGCGAAUUGCGAUUUAGGGCGCCUUCAGACCCGAUUUCCGACGAUAAAACACAUCACGCAGACAAACAGCAUGCUGCCCUCUGUCAUUCUACACCCUCUACAGCUCUUAAUCCCAACACAACUGAAGACUGUCUUUUUCUUGAUGUCUAUGCGCCUUCGUCGAAACCAGGCCUUCAUCCUGUCUAUGUUUUUAUCCAGGGUGGUGGACUUAACAUCCUUGCGAAUCCAAACCUAGAUGGAGGAAAACUUGUGAGAGCUGGUGAUUUCGACAUCGUAGUCGUGACCUUUAACUAUCGAGUCGGGCCGUUUGGAUUUUUAGCAAGCAAAGAAAUCAAAUCUAAUGGCGAUCUAAAUGUGGGACUAUUAGAUCAGCGUAAGGUCUUUGAGUGGAUCCAAAAACAUAUCAAUAAGUUUGGUGGUGACCCAGAUCAUGUGACUCUAGGUGGUAGUUCGGCAGGCGCAGGAUCAGUCGCCCUUCACCUCACCGCUUACAGUGGUCGAAAUGAUGGUCUCUUUCACGCAGCCGCAGCCGGAAGUCCUUCAUUUGGUGCUAAACAAACAGUUGAAGGCUUGCAAUAUCAAUACGAUACGCUUGUUGACAGGGUGAACUGCAGCUCGUCCGCAGAUACUCUUCAAUGUCUCCGAGAUCUCGAUAUCAGCAUCCUUGCUGAGCACAAUCAGGUCAUUCCAGUACCCGAAAGUGAGGAAGGCUAUCCGGUCUUCACAUAUUCGAAUGUUAUUGAUGGAAACUUCAGCGUUGACAAUACAUAUAGCCUUCUCACUGACGGGAAAUUUAUUAAAGUCCCCAUCAUAUUUGGUGACGAUACAAAUGAGGGCACAAUAUUUACUCCAUCAGCAAUCAAUACUACAACUGAAAUGAACCACUUCCUCAAAAACAACUUUCCAAAGCUCGACCAGACCCAAAUGGAUCGCAUUGAUAAAUUCUAUCCACGGGCUCAACAGUUUCCUGAUCGCGGUGAGUACUGGUGCUCGGCUGCCAAUGCAUACGGUGAGAUGCGAUAUACCUGUCCGGGAAUCCAUAUAAACUCACAAUUCUCCAACUACGGUGCACUGGAGAAUUGGAAUUUUCAUUGGGAUGUACUAGAAAACAAAAAUGCUCUAUCGGGGCUGGGCGUGACUCACACGGCGGACCUCACAUCAAUUUGGGGAACGUCGGUGCCGCCGGAAAAAGAGCUCAUUCCUACUAUCCAAAGUUACUGGACAUCGUUUAUCCGCACCUACAACCCUAAUACCUAUCGUCUCAAAGAUGCGCCCGAGUGGAAACCAUUUAGCGCAGAUAGCAUGCUGCGCCUUCACUUUGUUACCGCCGCAAAUGUGAGUAUGGAAGCCGUAGACAGUGAGCAAUGGCAGCGCUGCAGCUGGUUGCAAGGCGAGAGCCGCGCACUUGGCAUCUAG